AUGAAGAGCAAUGAGGAAAUGGUCAAGUGGCUCUUACCGGUUUUCAUCGGUUUCGCCAUCCGUUCUAGUGUCUUACUUCAUCCGCAUUCUGGUCAAGCCAAACCACCCAUGUACGGUGACUACGAGGCUCAACGGCACUGGAUGGAAGUCACCACCAAUUUGCCUGUGCUUCAAUCAACCUCAAUGCCUCGGCAUAAAAAGCGGUGCCUGUUUGUAGUGUCGGCUUAUGCCCCAACGGACUGCAGUUCUGAGGCGAAGAAUACUUUCUAUCGAGAACUAUCCGGGCUCAUUCGUCAAGCAAAAAGCACUGACAUCGUGAUCCUUGCAGGCGAUAUGAAUUCUAACGUAGACCGUCUCAGCACCUUCGAAUCACAUUUGGGCGGUCGAUUCGAAGUCGAUGCUCGCCACACAUGCAACGGAGAUUGA
This is a messenger RNA of Opisthorchis viverrini, 426 nucleotides long. RefSeq lists its product as hypothetical. The transcript is spliced from 2 exons. The record is from RefSeq and is a predicted model, not a curated record. Bases 1 to 426 code for a protein of 141 amino acids. Gene Ontology annotation, molecular function: dolichyl pyrophosphate Man9GlcNAc2 alpha-1,3-glucosyltransferase activity. Gene Ontology annotation, cellular component: endoplasmic reticulum membrane. Gene Ontology annotation, biological process: protein N-linked glycosylation. Lineage: Eukaryota; Metazoa; Platyhelminthes; Trematoda; Opisthorchiida; Opisthorchiidae.